AUGGAGAGCGUUGAAAAUCAAAUGUUGCUACAAGUUGAUACAUUUGAAAAGAUACAAAAGACGUACGCUAAUUACAAAAAAUCGCCUAAGGACAGGAUAACCGUAGGUUAUAUACAGAUUAGAAUGGAAACUUUAGAAACAUAUUGGAAGGAAUUUAAGUCCGGUCAUGAGAAAUUAGUUAUGGCUGUUUCUAAAAAGGAUAGACACAUGUUACCAUAUUUUGCGGAAGAUAUAUUCGAUAAAUUUGAAGAAUUAUAUUUUACGUACAAGGGCGAAAUGAAAACUUCAUUAAAUAAAUUAAUGGUCGAUAUGAAAAAACCAGACGAUCUGCACAAAAUAGAUGACAUGAGACCAUGUGGUUCCGGGAGUGAUAUAAAAUUACCCAGUAUUUCGAUUCCAAUUUUUGAAGGCAACUACACGGAAUGGCAAUCGUUUCACGAUCUCUUUAUGGCAUUAAUACACAAGAAUGAGUCAUUAGAAGAUGUUCAGAAACUACAUUAUCUUAAGAGCAGCUUGAAAGGAGAUGCAGAAAUUUUGUUGCGCCAGUUUUCUACUACGGAUGCAAAUUAUGCUGAGGCUUGGUCCAUUUUGAAAAAGCGUUAUAACAACAAAAGGUACAUUGCUAAUUGCGUAUUUAAAAAGUUUUUUUUCCAAAAAACACUAGCUCAGGAGUCAGCUUCGUCCUUAAGGCAACUGCUCGAUACGUCAAUUGAAUGUAUGAAUUCAUUAAAAAAUCUUGGCUUACCAAUAGCGCAAUGGGAUGCAAUCAUAAACUAUGUCAUCGUGUCAAAGCUGGAUCCUGAAACACAUAAACAGUGGGAAAUUACAAUAAGUAGAGAUAGUACUGAUGACUUACCUGGUUUUGAAGUACUGAAGGCCUUCCUGGAAACACGUUUUCGCAUGUUGGAGAUGGUGGAACCUGAAAAUAAAGCUUACAAACUAGUUAAACCUAAGACAUUUCAUGCGAUUUCCACUAGCGAAAAUAAAUAUUGCCCCUUCUGCAAAGAAACUCAUUUUAUAUUUAAUUGCAAGGAAUUCGCUAAACAACCAAUAGAAGAGAGAUACAGUUUCGUCCAGAAAAACAACUUGUGUUUCAAUUGUUUAAUUCCAAAUCAUUCCGUAUUUAAAUGCAGGCAGUCAAAUACGUGUAAAAUAUGCAACAGACGACAUCACUCUUUAUUACAUCGAGAUUUUAUAAAACAAGCAGGUGAAGUAAGGGCAAAUACAGAAGAAACUACAACAAAUACACAAGAAGUUAGCAAGGUUACAGCACAUAUGUCAAGUGGAGAACAACCCGCUCAACAAGUUUUGUUAGCGACAGCAUUGGUAGAGGUGCCUUCGCGAACGGGACAAUUGCACGUCUUUCGGGCUCUGAUUGAUCAGGGCUCGGAGGCCUCAUUCGUGACAGCGCGAGUGGUCGAGUUAUCAGGUCUGAAGAGGACUCAAAUCAGCGGCGUGGUGUCAGGAAUUGGUGAAGGUAAUAAAGUUUAUAUUAAUCAUUUAGUAGGAUUACAUAUUAAGUCGAGGCAUGAAAGUGAUUUUUCUAUUGAUGUUAAUGCUUAUGUUAUGAAAUCGUUGACUCGUCGACUACCUGCUAGGGAAAUAAGAGGGUACGAUUGGCCUCAACUUAAAAAUGUGAAGUUAGCUGAUCCCAGCUUUAACGUCCCGGGUCGGAUUGAUAUCCUACUCGGAGCUGACGUUUUUGGGAAAAUUAUAGAUUUAGGUCUGCUAAAGGGACCGGGCGAUGUAAUCGCUCAACGCACACACCUAGGCUGGAUAUUGACAGGUGAUAUAUACACAACUCCUACUAAAGCACAAAAAAUUAUUAGCUUACAUGUCACCAGGCUCGUAGAUGAAGACAACAAUCUAUUGAAAAAAUUCUGGGAAAUAGAAUCGGAAAAAUACACGAGUAAGAAAGCAUGGACAAAGGAAGAAGAAAGAUGUGAAAGACACUACAUAGAUACAACGACAAGGGAUACAUCGGGAAGGUAUGUAGUCCAUUUACCUUUAAAGCAUAGUAUUAAGGAAACAGUGAAGGCAUGCGGCGAGACUAAAUACCUGGCCAUCAAACGAUUUAAACAGUUGGAAAGGAUGUUUAUCAAGCAUGAAGAUUUGAGAACAGAGUAUAGGAAUGUGAUACAUGAGUACUUAAAGAUGGGUCAUAUGAAGAAAGCUGAAAAAGGAGAGGAAGAUGAAGCAAUUUACUUACCUCAUCAUGCUGUCGUAAGAAAGGAUAAAGACACUACAAAGGUAAGAGUUGUUUUCGACGCUUCAGCCAAGGGUUCCAAUGGCCUCUCCUUAAACGACGCCAUGAUGAUUGGCCCCACUUUACAACCUGAUCUUCGUGCUCUUAUCACUCGCUGGAGGUCUCACAAAAUAUGUGUUGUCGGCGAUAUAAUCAAAAUGUAUCGUCAAGUAAGGAUGACUAGCAAACACACAAAUUUACAACGUAUUGUUUGGCGAGAUGAUAUUUCUGGAAACAUAGAAAGUUAUAAAUUACUUACCGUAACGUUUGGAACCGCUGCAGCACCAUACCUUGCUGUACGGUCUAUACACCAGCUGGCUGAUGAUGAAGGUGACAGGUACCCUCGAGGAUCUGCUGUCGUUAAGAAUUCGUUCUACAUGGACGAUUUAAUGACCGGGCAUGAAGAUCUGUCGGAAAUAAAACAAAUUUGCGAUGAAGUUAAGAAUCUGUUAAAAAAAGGUGGCUUUCAAAUGCAGAAGUGGUCUAGCAAUUCUGAUGAGUUGCUGCGGUUUCUUCAAGAUGACAAAGACAUUUCGGAAACUAUGGACAGCAUAGAAAUAAAAUUAGAUACGGUGAUAAAAAUACUUGGUCUUACAUGGGACAGAAAAAGGGAUACGUUCAAGGUUACAGUCAACUUACCGGAAACCAGGAAACCUGUAACAAAACGGUUAAUAUUAUCAGAUGUGGCCAGGCUUUUUGAUCCAUUUGGCUGGCUCUCUCCAGUGAUUAUCACUGCUAAGAUUAUGAUACAGAGACUGUGGUUAAGUAAUCUUGGCUGGGAUGAUGAACUACCUUCUGAGCUAGUAGAGGAAUGGCUUAGUUACAGAGAGGCACUUCAAGAGCUGCAAGGCAUUGAAAUCCCACGCUGGAUUAAAACGACGUCACGUUGUAAAGAAGUGCAAUUGCAUGGAUUCGCAGAUGCUUCUUCCGUUGCGUACGCAGCAGUGGUCUAUAUCAAGGUUUUAGAUGAAGAUGAUAGGGUCCACGUCACAAUGGUGGCAUCCAAAACCAAGGUGGCACCAUUGAAACAAUUGACGAUUCCUAAAUUAGAACUUUGCGCUGCGGUGUUAUUGGCUAUGCUAUUGCACGAGUUAUCUGGCCUAUGUGAUAUACAUAUGGAUCAAAUAUAUGCCUGGACUGAUUCAAUGGUGGUUCUGUCUUGGUUACAGUCUCAACCAAGUCGAUGGCAAGUGUUUGUUGGCAAUAGAGUGUCGGACAUAAUUCAGUUGAUAGACAAUGAGAGGUGGUAUCAUGUUCAAUCAACCGACAAUCCCGCUGACCUCGCGUCUAGAGGGUUGGCGCCAAUUGAAAUGGCAAACAAUGACAUGUGGUGGACUGGACCAGAGUGGUUAAAAAAUAAAGGAAUGGAUUUACCAAAGCAUUAUAUACCUCAAACAUAUUUAGAGAUAAAAAGAUCGUUUAAUGUAGUUUUAAAGGAAAAACCAGUUUGGGAAAGAUUUUCAUCUAUGUUACGAAUGAAAAGAGUUCUUGCAUGGUGUUUACAAUUUCUACAUAAUAAAAAUAAAAAUGAAAAUAUUUAA
Parnassius mnemosyne (clouded apollo) is the source of this 3786-nucleotide messenger RNA. The record is from the annotation of a GenBank genome assembly. Lineage: Eukaryota; Metazoa; Arthropoda; Insecta; Lepidoptera; Papilionidae.